Molecule: messenger RNA, 2627 nt
Organism: Girardinichthys multiradiatus
Lineage: Eukaryota; Metazoa; Chordata; Actinopteri; Cyprinodontiformes; Goodeidae
Gene: vaspb
Product: vasodilator stimulated phosphoprotein b
Exons: 14
Coding region: 194-1486 (430 amino acids)
Biological process (GO): axon guidance; positive regulation of actin filament polymerization; actin cytoskeleton organization
Molecular function (GO): SH3 domain binding; profilin binding
Source: RefSeq, a predicted model, not a curated record
UCGUCGAGGUGUGCUUCUUUAUCCGGCUGGUAGCUACCCCGUCUACGGGUGUAGAUGCGCUUCCCCCCCAUCCUCCUCCUCUUCUGGUCGAUGUAGUUUUUAUUUCGCCGCCGUGACUCUGUAAACGCCGGACUUCACCGCUGAAGUCAGCCGAAGUUGCCUUCGAGGAGAGGAGCUCCACUCUGGCCGAACAAUGAGUGAGUCAAGUAUUUGCCAGGCUCGGGCCACUGUGAUGAUCUAUGAUGAUGGGGGUAAAAAGUGGCUCCCAGCAGGUUCUGGAGCCCAAGCCUUCAGCAGAGUCCAGAUCUAUCACAACCCCACUAACAACACCUUCCGGAUAGUCGGGCGCAAGAUGCAGGCGGACCAGCAGGUGGUUAUAAACUGUCCAAUUGUAAAAGGACUCAAAUACAACCAGGCUACACCCAAUUUUCACCAGUGGCGAGAUGCCAGACAAGUGUGGGGGCUCAACUUUGGUAGCAAAGAAGAUGCUACCCUGUUUGCCAAUGGCAUGGCUCACGCUGUGGAUGUCCUCAACUCCAUGGCAGAUGCAGGUUAUGCCACUCUGCCCCGCCCAGUGUCAAAUGGACCUUCUCCUGAAGAGAUCGAACAGCAGCGGAGGUUGGAGCAGCAGAGGCUUGAACAACAGGAGAGAGAGCGGCAGGAGAGAGAGCGGCAGGAGAGAGAACGACAAGCCGCUGCAGUCCAAAUCCCUCCAGCUCCACCAAUGGCCCCUGGAGGUGCAGCUCCUCCUCCUGCUCCUCCACCACCCCCCGGGCCUCCCCCAGCUGCAGGCAUCCCUCCUCCUCCGGGACCACCUCCCACGGGACCGCCACCAGCUCCACCACUGCCUGCUUCAGGUGGAGGAGGUGGAGGAGGUGGCGGAGGAGGCGAUGAUGGCGGUGGAGGAUUAGGAGGAGCUGGAGGCUUGGCGGCUGCCCUUGCAGGAGCUAAACUCCGCAAAGUUUCCAAGCAGGAGGAGGGCGGUUCUGGAGCUCCACCAGCCAGAACCGAGCCUAACCGCAUGAGCAAUUCCUCAAUUGGAGGAGGAGGAGGAGGAGGAAGUGGAGGAAGUGGAGGAGGAGGAGGUGGAGGAGGAGGAGGAGGAGGAGGUUUGAUGGGGGAAAUGAGUGCCAUUCUGGCACGCAGGAGAAAAGCUACAGACACCGCAGAGAAGCCGCCUGUAAAGACACAAGAUAAUGAUGAUUCAGAGCCUCAAGGUCAAAGUGAUACAAUAAGAAGACCUUGGGAGAAACCGUCCAUGACUAGGAAUAACUCCAUCCCCAAGAGCAUGGACACCACCCCCUCAUUGUCCCAAGCUCCAAGGGCUAAGGGUGCAGGCAAUAACAACGAUGCAGGUGGCGCUGAUGACUCUGAUUUAGAGAAACUUAAACAGGAAAUCUUGGAGGAGGUGCGGAAAGAAUUACAAAAAGUCAAGGAGGAAAUUAUUGGAGCCUUUAUUCAGGAAAUUCAAAAGAGAGGCACAUAGUUCUGCUCAGUUGUCAGGUUUCAUAGAGGGAUGUGAUGCACAGAGGAGGCUUAGGUGCAUCUUCCACCAACCAACCCCUCUCCUGUAGCCCAGGGAUUUCUCCUUCUACACCUUUUCUCUUUUUCUCUAUCAAUCUUAAACACAAGAGCAUUGUUGCUUAUUUGUACAGCAAACCUACUCAUUUCAUGUCAAAUAUAACCCAGGGACUUCCUCACUUCACCAUCCAGCACUUUGGAUGAUUCUACUCGUGUCCACUCCCUUAUGCUGUCAGAUGCAUUAUUACUGAUAGAGCACUCUUCAGUAUUCAGGGAAAGUUUUAUUUAAUUCUUCUUUCUUUUUACUGUAAUAGCAGAUACUUUUUGCUAAAACCUUAUGGUUACUCAGAGUUGGAGUUGCUAAAUUCAAGGAUGGAUCUGGAAAUCAAACUCUUUCAUCUCCUUCAAGACUUUUGACCUUCCUGGAAAGAGACAACUCAAAAGCCUUCACUGCUGCAGCAACAGAGAUGCUUGAGGAAGAGGAGUCGAGCAAAAGGGAACCUAUUGGAUGAGCCGAGUGCUGUGAAAGAGGAGUUUGUUGUAGUUUUAUAAUUUGUGAGAACUUUAUUUCUCUUUGCAUUGCACAUAUUCUGGAGGAGGUGUGUCUGUGCGCCACACUGCCUUGAUAGACUCUUCGCUCUCACUCAAAAAGAGACCUCAUCUGUCGACCAGUGCAGUGGUCCUACUGUAUGCUGUGCUUCUGCCAGUUGUUUUUCUUUAAUUUUAGAUAUGUUGUUUUCUUUUUAUUAUGAAACAUGAAAAAUGGCCAUAAUGAGGUCAAAUAAUUUGGCCAUGACCAACUGCCUUGAGAGUAAAUCUAUAAAUAUAUAUAUCUAUAUAUGAGGAAAUAUAUUUGUUUUGAGGGAAAAUUUAAGCAAAAAUGAAAUGGUGUUUCUAUUUUAAUUAAUAUGACUGGUGAGUGGGUAUUUUGUUUCAUUUUUUUUUUUUUUUCAAUGAUUGUUUUUUUCUUAUGAAAUGUUAUUUUUUUGGGUUUUCCUUUUUUUCUAAUAGUCUAGGCUUUUUACACUGAAAUAUAAAGAAAACAGCUUAGAGACACUGGACUAGAACCGCCUUUAUAGUCAAAUACAGCUGCUUCUUAAAAUGCA